CUGAGUGAUAGCGCAUGUGGCCAAGACACUCGGGUUGGGCUGAGCUAACAUCAGCGUUGUUCCUGGCGCCUUUCCCCUCUCGUAGCGGCAGCUUCGCUAGCGCGAAGAACAUUCAUGCAAAGAAAGCGGCCGCAAGGUUGUUUCUUUCAUUCACGGACGGCGUGUGGUUUGCCGGGGCCUGAACUGCGGAGGCGGGCCGGGCCAACAGCAGCAUUACACGGCGAGCCGCAUCACUCCGCUGCAUCCAACAGCAACCCCCUAUCCCAGACUCGGCAGUGGGCUAUCGGGCACCCUCACAUAUAUAGGCCCAGGUAGGCGCAUAACAUGCGCGAUCUGAAACCUUUCGUCUAGCGGCGAACCCCCCGGCACGUCAGCCUUUCCACGCUCUUCCCUCGCCGAAGCUCGACCAAGCUCCGCGAAACUCGUCUCAACAACCCUUUUUUGCGCGUAGGAUGCUGUACCACGCUGCGGGCACGCGACGGUGACGCUGCGGACUUAAUGGCUAAUUCCAAAUACGAGUACGUUCGCUCUUUUGAGCAGCAGGACGUGCUACUGCCCGAAACGUGGAUCGUGGUGCGCAUCGAUGGCAGAGGCUUCUCGAAGCUCACGGCGAAGUACAAGUUCGUCAAGCCCAAUGACCGGCGUGCGCUGGAUCUCAUGAAUGCCGCGGCGGAGGCCGUCAUGAAAGAACUGCCGGAUCUGGUAUUGGCGUACGGCAACAGCGAUGAGUUCAGUUUCGUCUUCCACAAAGACUGCAACCUGUUUGAGCGGCGAGCCAGCAAAUUAACUUCGACGGUUGUGUCGACCUUCACUGCUCAUUAUGUAUAUCGCUGGCCGGACUACUUCCCGGAGACUGAGCUGACGCUGCCGCUCCCUUCUUUUGAUGGACGAGCAGUCUGCUAUCCUAGUGACGCCAUACUGAGGGAUUAUAUGAGUUGGCGACAAGUUGACUGCCACAUCAACAACCUCUAUAACACGACCUUCUGGGCUCUCGUUCAGCAAGGUGGAAUGGAACCUCGAGCAGCGGAGCAAGAACUUUCAGGCACCGUGUCUUCUGAUAAGAACGAGAUUCUUUUCUCUCGCUUUGGCAUCAACUAUAACAACGAACCGGAAAUAUUCAAGAAGGGCAGCGUGCUAUACCGAGAUCUCUUCCCCACCUCGACACAAUCUUCACCUGUUCCUCCGCGAACAGCCCAGAGUCCACCCCUAACUCACACAAGGCCACAGAGGUCAAUACCCAGGCCCAUGUCUCAACCACUGGAGCGCACUCUCCCCGACUUAUUCCGAGACUCACCGGCUUCUGGUAACUCGACGGUAACGACGCCUCGGGGUCCAACCUUCCUCUCUACUUCGACUACUCCAUCCCCUCCGCCCUCUCCGCCCGCAAUGUCGAUACCCACCGUCUCCAAUCCACUACCGACAAACCCCCAAAUCUCCUAUCCGCAGACCUUUGUUCCUGUCGCCCCACCUCAAAAUGGCUCCGCGUCACGGCAACCUCUUCCCAUGCUGACUCCCCUGCCAUUACCACCACCAACCCUCAAACCCAGCACGAGGCCUCCGCCCUCACUCAACCCGCCGAAUCCUACGGCACACACAAACACCUCUCCCCUCCCGUCACCCGAAGUAGCCGGCCCUAGUAGCCCGAUUCCGAAACGCACAACAUCGAAUCCCACAUCGAAUCUAACAUCAAGACCAAACUCACCUCCAAAAGCCUUCUCACACUCCGCAUCCGCCUCCCUCUCCCGCCCAACAACAGGCGCACCACCCGCCUCCAAACCCGCCCCAAAACGCAGUCCCAGCCUCUCCAUCCUAGAAGUCGGCCCCCCUCAAAUCCCCCUACGCAUCUCCUCCAUUCCCAUGAACGCCAAGCCACGCAAACUCUCCCUCCCCAGUCAGAAAUCCUGCAACCACCUCAACUCCGACGAAAAAGAAAACGCCUUCACGACCACAGUAGGAACAGGAAUAGGCGCGAAGGUCUCCCCGCCCCCGCACCUACAGACCAUGAAAGAGCUGCCCUCUCCGCCGGUAGACGAUAUCGCAACCCGGCACGCAGUCAUGGGCUCCGAGCCCCCGCAAUGGACCUCCUCCCCACCCGCAUCCCGCGAAUCCAACCACGGCAAGAUGGAAACCGUCAUCCCGAACCCCGUCAUCCCCCUCUCCCCACCCCCCGUCGUGCCGAGCAAAUCCACACAGCGCCGCGCACGCUCGCACUCGCGCUUGAACUCCGCGCCGCCGUCUUCGUACCUCCCGUCCUCCCCACCAGCUCUUUCAAAAGACCAGCAGGAGAAGUAUCGCUUCGCGGGGUUCGACUGGACGCCUGCAGAGACGUCUGCGAAGGGGGACAAGAAGAAAGGCAAAGCGAAGGUUGCGGAGGAAGAAGGAGGCUGGGCGGCCGGCACGAAGGGGAACGAAGGCCGGCCACCGAUAGCGCAAAUGAGUAAAACGCAGAGGGAGAAGGAGAGGAAGAAGAGGACGAAGGCGCGGAUUGUGACCGAGCAUGUGGAUAUUAUCAAGGAUGAGUUUUGGGAAAAGAGGCCGUGGAUACUGAGUGGGAAAACAGGUUGAUGUUCGACGUAUACGACCUUUUUUUCUUUAUGACAUCGAGUUGGUAGUGCUCGUACAUGCAUGCAUGGCCGGAGGGUGUAGUGAGCAUACAUCUCAUCCUAUCUUCUUCUCCUUCACUCUUGUAUUCAAACCUAGGAUAAGGGAACGGAAGGCUC
This is a messenger RNA of Trematosphaeria pertusa, 2720 nucleotides long. Its product is annotated as Thg1-domain-containing protein. Gene Ontology annotation, molecular function: magnesium ion binding; tRNA guanylyltransferase activity. The coding region runs from base 499 to 2565 and encodes 688 amino acids. Gene Ontology annotation, biological process: tRNA modification. The record is from RefSeq and is a predicted model, not a curated record. Lineage: Eukaryota; Fungi; Ascomycota; Dothideomycetes; Pleosporales; Trematosphaeriaceae. The transcript is spliced from 7 exons.